AUGACUAUCGCCGGCUGGCUUACUUUUCUUAGCACUGCUGCAUCUUACUUAGGCAAGCUGUUGAGCUUCGGUGGUCCCAUCUCGAUACCAGCAACUCUUGCCGUAUAUAAGUUUGAUUUUAACACUUUUGUUUAUCUUCUCUUUCUUGCACUCUGUUUUGCAUCGGAUUUGUAUACAAUCCUGUUGGUAUUUCAAGCAGCAGUGAGCAAAUUCACAGAAAUUACUACAACAAUUAUUAACAAUAAUAAAGCUCAAGCUGCAGUUCUUAUCGGAAUAGUGGCUCUCACAAUGGCUCUGUUUUACUUUCCGUCGUUCUCAGUUCUGGCGUACAUAGGUUAUAGGAUCGUGGCUCUGGGAUUCGCCAUUAUUCUACGCAAAACUUAG
Messenger RNA from Adineta ricciae, 384 nucleotides. The record is from the annotation of a GenBank genome assembly. Lineage: Eukaryota; Metazoa; Rotifera; Eurotatoria; Adinetida; Adinetidae.